GAGGAGGAGGAGGGGAAGAAAAGGCAGAAGGAGAUGCCCUGUGCGACCGCGAAAAGGCUGAAACGGGAGGCCAGGCCCUCGGAGGGGACAGAAAGGUCUCUGGGACAAGGCAGUAAGGAAGAGGGCAUGUUCCAGAUUGGGAAGACGCGUUACGUCAGAGUGUCCUGCUUCAAGGGGAAGGUCCUCGUGGAUAUCAGGGAGUUCUACGCUGACAAGGAGGGCAACUGGAAACCAGGCAGGAAAGGAAUUGCCCUGUCUGCAGAGCAGUGGAACCAGCUGAAGGAGAUCAUUCCCGAGAUCGAUGCUGCAGUCAAGAAAUUGUAA
Messenger RNA from Eurypyga helias (sunbittern), 324 nucleotides. It is a transcript of the gene SUB1, whose product is annotated as SUB1 homolog (S. cerevisiae). The transcript has 4 exons. The record is from RefSeq and is a predicted model, not a curated record. Gene Ontology annotation, cellular component: nucleus; transcription regulator complex. Gene Ontology annotation, biological process: positive regulation of transcription initiation by RNA polymerase II. Gene Ontology annotation, molecular function: transcription coactivator activity; DNA binding. The annotation marks the transcript as partial. NCBI's taxonomy places the organism in Eukaryota, Metazoa, Chordata, Aves, Eurypygiformes, Eurypygidae.